AUGAGCAUCCUGCUGCCCAACAUGGCGGAGUUCGACACCAUCUCGGAACUGGAGGAGGAGGAGGAGGAAGAAGCGGCAACGUUAUCGUCGUCGUCGUCGUCGGUAUCAGGGACCGAGGAUGACGAAGAAGAUGAGGAGGAGGAAGAGGAGGAGGAGACGCCGCCCCCGCCUCGGGUAGUAAGUGAGGAGCAUCUGAGGAGAUAUGCCCCAGACCCUGUAUUGGUGCGCGGCGCCGGCCACAUCACUGUGUUUGGCUUGAGCAACAAGUUUGAUACUGAAUUUCCCUCAGUUCUAACAGGGAAGGUGGCCCCUGAAGAAUUUAAGACCAGCAUUGGCCGUGUGAAUGGGUGUUUGAAAAAGGCUCUCCCAGUCAAUGUGAAAUGGCUGCUGUGUGGUUGUCUCUGCUGCUGUUGCACACUGGGUUGCAGCCUGUGGCCUGUUAUUUGUCUCAACAAACGAACCAGAAGAUCAAUUCAGAAGUUACUAGAAUGGGAAAAUAACAGAUUAUAUCACAAGCUUGCUUUGCACUGGAAGUUGACCAAAAGGAAAUGUGAAUCUAACAAUAUGAUGGAGUAUGUAAUACUAAUAGAAUUCUUACCAAAAUACCCCAUAUUCCGACCUGACUGAGGAAUUGUAUUCAGUCAAUUCUGUGUUAACCUGUCAUUUCCUACCCUUAGUGCCUUGUAGAUGAUUUUGGAAUGCAGAUGGUCUCCCUUGCUGUGUUCAACUUAUUCUUUAUAAUGGUAGAAUAUUCUCCUCACUAUUUUUUAUUUGUGUUGGUUUAAGAAAACAAUUUGCACAUUUUUUAGUUAAAUGAGGCUUGUGUCUUGCACUCUAUUUUUCAACAAAUACACACACACAUAUAUAUGUGUAUAUAUAUACAUAUAUAUACAUAGUUGCAACUAAACAGAAAACAUCAGUGCUGGUGUUUAAAAACAAAAACAAAAAAUACUUGUCCUGAGCAUGCUGCCUUAUUAUUAUUUUCACACUAUUUCUAAAAUGCAUCAUUUUCUAGGCAACUUAAUGCUCUAUAACCUCUUAAUGGGCAAAGAUAAAUAAGCUUUCAUUAGCUUUUAGAAAUAAUUUUACCCUUAACCUGCUUUUGAUGGACAAGCAAAUAAUUAACACUGGUUUUGUCCUACCCUUUGCUAAAUUAUCACUUAUGUUAGUGGAUAAAAUAUUUAAACACCUAAAAACUUGUAAAUAUUGCCUCUUUGCAUAAUGUCAAAUGUGAUAUGCCAUGGUUUACAACACGUAAUAUUAUUCUUACUGUAUUGCCAAAAUUCUGUAUAGAUUUUGAUAUGAAUGAAGUUUGCAAGCAUCCUUUUGAAUGUACAGACUGUUAACAUGCUAUUUUAUGGAAAAUCCAUAAUAAGUAUGUUAAAUUUUUCAGGUAUAGUGGUAGGGCAGACCUUUGUAACAAGUGGACUAAAAUUCAAAUCAUCUGAGGUAUUCUACAUUACACCUGAAGUUGAGAACCUACUUUUUGCCAUAUAUAACUCACCAAUUCUUGUUUUGUCCUCCAUAAGAAUUCAUUUUACAUCUGACUUGCUUCAUUCUCACUGUACUUAUUUAUUUCCCUUUGUGUGUACUUUCCCUUCUUGAAAAUAGACAUACUUAAGACUUUUAUGGGAUGGUUUGAGAUUUCAGAUGUUUUGGGAGGUGUCAUGACUCCCCUUGAAAGCCACUACUAACCCCGUUCUGGAUUUUUUUUUGUUUUGUUUUUUUGUUUUGGAAAACAGAGAGCUAUUGAGAAAUACCUAGUGGCUGGUUUACAAUCAUCAAAAUAUUCUUAAUUCUCUUUCAGAUGACCAUCUUUAGACAUUUGCAUAUUAUUAAUGUGGGAAAAGUAUUUAGAACAAAAAUAUUUUAAUUUAUAAAUUCAUAACACCUGUCCUUUCAUUAAUAUGUGUUUAUUUCUCUUCAAAAUUAGGUGAGAGCACUACACUAGUUCUUCUAGAUUUUGAAAUUUGAACAUAAUGGAAGCUUUAUCUUGUGUUAAUCCUACUGCAGAUGUAUGCCACUGUGUAGGCAUUAUUUGUAAUUUAUAAUGCUAAAAUAAAUAGAAAGCAUGUAGGACUGAAUAUUUUAUGCAUCAUCUUACUCAGCACUUUUAGUAAAGUUUUUAAGUAAAGCAGUCAUCCCAGGAAAAUAAAUAAUCAUUUCUUCAUAAAAGACCAAGCCUUUCAAAGUCAUUUUUAAAUGUAUAGCUAAUUCAAAAUUCACAGUCCUGUGUCAGUGAGAGAAGUAGGAAAAAAGAAACAUUACUUUAUAGAUGACUGUAAUUGAUUGCACAAAGUAUUUCCAACUCCUUCUGGAGAGUCCCAAUAACUCCAUGCCACCCAACCAUUCAUAAUCUCUAACUUUGAAUGUAUUGUGUGUGCCUGCGAAUAUCAUUUGUCUGCUACAAAAUUGAAGGUGUAUUUUUAUAAAUAAGAUGGAAAUACAUACCAAAUGUAAGGUCAGGGAAAAACUGUAUGUGUGGCUUAUAUUCCAGCUAAUAUCUUCAAAUUUUUAUGCUUCAUACUGUGACAGUUUAAUACCAAAAUUGUUUUCCAGCAUACUACAGAUGUUCUAAUUGUCACUGAUAUAAUAAUUGCGUUGAAGUGUCAAGUGUAAAAUUAAAUAUUUUUCUGUAGACUUUGUAAUUUGGCUAGAAGAUGAUCAUAAUAACAUUUUCUGUCCUGUAUAAAUCACACUUGGUUUUGCUUAAAGAACAGCAAAAAGUGAGUGGUAGCUUGUUUCCAUGAAACUAAUACUGAAAUAGGAAUAGAGUGCAUCUGAAAAUCACAGAGUACAGUUCAAGUGACAGUAGUAGUGUUUGUCAUAAACUAUUUUUCAACUUAUGUAAACUUAAUUUCAAAACUUGAGUUGCUCUUAAAUUAUUUUAUUACUCAUUUUAUGGAUUGAUUCAUCUUAUUUUCUUGAACUACUUAGAAAGACAUGCCCAGAUUUAUGUUUUUCUUUUAACACUACUCUUUCAAUGUUUUUGUUGUUGUUGCUUUGUUUUGUUGUUUUUUUGAAGGGGACUGAUUAACAGUUGAGGGUUUUUGAGUGCUUUUGUGAGCUUGUUUUCUUUUUUAUGAAAACAGCAGUGCAUGUUUAAAUGGCAGAGUAUAGUAUGAUAAUCUCAUUCAUCAAGCUUUUUUUAUCCUCAGAUAUUUGGAUAUUUUCAUCAAGUUGCUAAAGUAUUUGGGGGAAAAUUGUUUUUGGAUUCAAGAAAAUAAUUUUGAUUUCUUUAUUGUAUAACUUCCUCUAUGAAACCUGUCAUGUUUUCAGAGAAAAUAAUUUAUAUUUGCCAAAGCAUAAAACUUUCAGAAAACCUUGAGGUUACAAGUUAAAACCAUUGUUUCUCUAAUUUUCCCUUGAGUAGCUUCACUGCCAUUAACCCCUUUAACUGCCUAAAUUGUGUAUGAAAUGAAGUAAGUUCUAAUCUUUUUUUGAGCUACCUGUUCCCUUUCCAAUGUUACUUUAAGAAAGAGAUCAUUGUAGACAAGUAUUAGAGGUAGACGGAGAAGUGCCUUGUCUUUUUUGAACAAAGGUAACAUUUUAUGUUGAAGGAAGCAUAAGGUGAAUUAACUAUAAGAGUAUUUCAUUAGCAUAUUAUAUUUCUUCUAUUUUUCAGACCAUUUACUUAUUUUCCUCUAGUCAUAUGAUUUUGUUACUGGAAAAAAUAUUAUAGUAAAUGACUUAUCAAUCAUGUACACGUCUGUAUAAUUCUAAUACUAGUAAAUAUGUAGUUUAUCUUGGUUCUAGAACACUUUGGUCUUUAUUUGAAGCCCUUUAAAACUCACUUAGGGGCCCAAGAGGUAGUACAAUGAUUUAUGCAGCAGACUUUUACACCUGAAGCUCUCAGAUACCAGGUUUAAUUCCCAGCAUCACCAUAAGCCAGAGCUGAAAAGUGCUAUAUAUUUUUAAAACCCAUUUAGAUAUUUAAUGUUCAUAGUAUUCAUAGUAUUAUGAUCUGAAAACACUAAUAUCUGACCAGUUAAUUAAACUGUAUUAAUAUUUGGUUCUCUAUUAUUUUUAAUAAAAUGUAUUUUUCUCCAUAAUUUAAGUGAAGUUUUAUGACAUUUGUAAACCUUUGUGCAAAUAAGGUUUCUCAGAUAUAUGUAAACUUUAAAAUCAUUAGCAUUUUCCUUUGUUUACAAAUCUUUAUUUUCAGAAUUCAAAACUCACUACUUGAAUAUAAAUCCCCCAAACAAUAGUUUAUCAUUUUAACCAUAUUGACCCAUGGGACUAUGAAAUAAUUAUACUGGGUUAAUUGAAGCAGUUUCACAUAGUAGAAAUACUUCUUGUUAAUUUGAUCAUAAGAUGCUCAAGUACAUCAAAAUCGGGUCCUCUUACCAUCUUUUAAAAAUACAUUUUAUCAAAGCUGUUGAAUUGUUUUUUAAAUUGUGUACUUUAGGGAAAUUUUCCAUUGAAAAAAAUAGAUUUAUUAAUAACACAUGCUUGUGAACAAUGUGAACAUGUAAUAUGUACCCCAUGUUUCUCAUUUUUAAUUAAGUCGUUAUUUCCUUUAUGAUCAUUGAAGCCUGAGAAUGGGUCCCAUUUCCUGUGGACUUUUUCAGAUUCAAACUAAUAUGGGCUCUGGGAAAAAUACUUAAAUUACUUGAUAGUCCCUUCAUCUGUAAAAAUCAUGGGGCACAUAGAGCUGGAAAGAUUUGAGAUUACCUAACUUUCUGUGAUCCAGGACAAUUUUUGCUCUACAAAAUCUCAUUUUUCUCAGAUCUAAUACCUUUCAUUGAAAUUCUCACAGUGCCUAGCACACAGUUUUAAGUGUGAAUUGCCAACACUCCUCUAGCUGAUACUUGUUCAUAUCACACAGGCUCAAAAAGAAAAACCUGACAUCUGCUUUCCCUCAGAUCCUGCAGGGUGAUAGGAAUGAAUGAGUUGAGUACCAUGGUCUGUAGGCUUUGCCUGUGUGAAAUUAACAGUGCAGUUGGUAUCUGGGCAAGAUUUAGAGCUAUGAAGACCAUGGAGUAUGGGAUGAUACCCUUUGAUAUUGAAGUAAAAUAUAAUUUCAUAUCCUAUCCAACAUCUGCUUUAAUGUUUUAUCAGGUUACAUACCUUUAAAAAGAAUCUUUGGGAACAAAUUGAUGAUACUAUAAUACAUGGGAAGGAAAAGUAUGAAAAUCAAAGCCAAGUCACUUCUGAUUUAAGUCUUAGCUCUGUUGCUUAAUUCCUCUGUACCUCAUGUCUUCAUUGUGGAAGUGGGGACAAUAAUUUGGACCUACCUCACAGGGGAAUGAAGGAUUUUUUUCAUAUAUUCAUGUGCUUUCAGAGUUGACUGAAAGAUACACUGUUUGUAAUCCCUAAGUCAAUUCCUUCCAGCCUAUGUUGUUGUUAUAUUGACUUUCUCAGUGAAACCCUACAGAAUAGUGUUGAAAUUAAAGUUAUUAUUACUAUUGAAUUUUGUUAUUAAUCCCCUAUGCUAAACAUGGAAAAUUGUGUUAUUUCAAUACUUGAACUAGGGAUGAAAAGCAGGUGAAUUUAAACCAGUUGUUCCUGAUUUGAGUGAGAUGAGGAUAGCAGUAAGAGAAAUCCUUGGACCUUUUUUGACAUCUUAAAAAGUGUACUAGAAAUCACACAUUUAUUCACAAUCCUACUACACAAGCCAACUACAACACUGAAUUUCUGUGCAUUUUGUUUAGUUUUUUUUCAGUUCUGUUAUCACUACUCAUCACAAACUGAUAAAAAGCCUCUGGUUACAUACAAUUUAGUAAAUAAGAUGCUUGAAAAUUUGGGUAAGGAAUAAUAAAAGGAUCCUUCUGGUAAAAAAUAUUGGGAGCCACUUUUAUAAAGGAGCUAAGAUUUAAAUAAUCUCUUUAUAGUUUGCUUACCUAGUUCCUAUGUUAUAAAAUGUUAGACUUUUUUGUAUGUGUGUGUGUUUGUGUGUGAGAGAUGGGGGUAAGAGGGAGAGAGAGAGAAAAAAAAAAAGGAGAGGGAGACUUUUUAUUAGAUUUGGGCUAUAUAACAUCAGGUUAGAAUUUGCCUUUGGGUUUUCUUUUGUUUGUUUCAGUAUGAUACAAUAGAUAAUUUAUUUGGGUGUGUAUGUGUGAGACAUGCAUGCUCAUUAUGAGAAAAAAUGUUAUAAUAUUCUAACACUAAGCUAAAUAUCAGUUUUGGAAUCUAAAAGUAGUUCUAUGUAUAAACUCACAAUGAUGAGUCAAAGGAGUAAGUUUUCAAAUAUUCCCUUUACUCCUGCUAUUAUCUUUUAUUUUUCUUGUCUUAAUUUUCUAUUUUUCCAAGAAGCAAGUAGUGCAAAAUUGUUUUGAUGCUUGGACUUUAAGACAAACUAUAACUAUUUUAAAUUUAUAUAAUCUACAUACUAAUUUGUCCUCCCUGGAAUAACCAAAUGCAAAUAUGAAUUUCAACUGCAUCUGGUAAUUAAGAAAGUGGUUAUUGACCAAAACAUCUGGUUAAAAAGCCUAGGAUUUCUACUUUUUGGCAGAGGAUUCUUGUGGGUAGCUUUAUUUAAAAAGAACAAGUGUAUAUGUCCAUUCAAACCAAGAACAUUCAUGCUUCUUACAUAGCCUGUGGAAUGAAUUCGCUUUUCUCCCGUGAGUUCAAGACUAACUCCAUUGGAAGAACUCAGUCUAUAUAUAGCUGUGCCAAAAUUAAGGAAACCUGCCUCUCUGAAAUUUUCAUUGCUGCUUCUGUCGUUGUUCAUUUGUCAGAUAUAAAAUUUUAUUAUCUCAGGAUGCAAAAUUCAAUAAAGUGCAAAUCUAUGUUAAUGAAA
This is a messenger RNA of Erinaceus europaeus (western European hedgehog), 6742 nucleotides long. It is a transcript of the gene CHIC1, whose product is annotated as cysteine rich hydrophobic domain 1. The transcript has 6 exons. The record is from RefSeq and is a predicted model, not a curated record. Bases 1 to 627 code for a protein of 208 amino acids. NCBI's taxonomy places the organism in Eukaryota, Metazoa, Chordata, Mammalia, Eulipotyphla, Erinaceidae.